Molecule: messenger RNA, 2171 nt
Organism: Actinia tenebrosa (Australian red waratah sea anemone)
Lineage: Eukaryota; Metazoa; Cnidaria; Anthozoa; Actiniaria; Actiniidae
Biological process (GO): necroptotic signaling pathway; protein phosphorylation
Molecular function (GO): protein kinase activity; ATP binding
Source: RefSeq, a predicted model, not a curated record
CAAAGAAACGACAGCAAGAUGCUGAUUUACAUUUCUGACUCACCUAAUCUAAUUCACAACUCGCUACACCUCGAAGUACUGUUGUUUAAAAACAUUUUCACUGUCUCAAAAUCCAAUAUAACUACCAAAAAAGGAAAACUAACGUUUUACUAGAACAACGAAAGAGCUGUUUACGUUAGUAUUUCUGAGACGAAUACAGAUAAUUAGCAAACUUUUAUGAACAAACUGUUUGUUUUGUUGAAGAAGUCUGACAUCUUGGAAACGAUACUCUGCUCUGCAAGGAAAAGGAAGUCGCUAAGGUGUUCUAAACUUGUGAAAACCGACUUCAAAAAGAUUUACUAAUGGGAAACCAGAGUGCUAAAGAGAAGCCCGCUUCCCCGCUCRAACGAUCCAUUAGCUUCGAAUCUGUAAGCAGUAAGGACAUACAAAACGCCAAAGACGACGAGGAAGAAAGCAAGAAAGUCGAGAGCAAGAAAGAAAAUGGAAAGAAACCCCAAAAAGGAAAGCAGAAAAGACGAAGUAAAGAUGAUUUGGACUUGAAGAAUUUAUCAGGCGAUGAAAUUGUAGUUAAUAUACCAAGAAAGAAAGAGGAUAUGAAAUCGUUAAUCACUAAACAAGCGAUUGAAAUUAGAGGUCACACUGAUAUAAUAAAAGAAGGGAAAAGACAGUUUGUGAAGAUGAUAGGUGAGAAUGAACGAUGCCUAGAGAGAAUUGAAGAGAGAGACCAAGUUAUAGCAGAGAAGGACAAUAUUAUACAACGAUACAGCGAAAAAAACGUUAAUCUGAAAACCCAAAUUGAAGAACUUAGAGUCAACUUAAGCGAAAAGGAUAAAUCAUUGAAAGAUUCUACUUCUGAGAUUCGAAAUCUCCAGAAUCAGUUACACGAUCAAGAAGAAGUUGCUAAAGAAAUUCAGAUUGCUUUGGAAAAAGCAAAACAUACGGAAACCAAAAAAGAAAAGUCUGAGGCGAAUGGAGUACUAAAUGAGGAAAGGUUUGAAGUAAGUUCUAUAAGAAGAGAAAAUGAGCGUUUAAAAACACAACUGAAAGAUAGGGAAAGCCUCAUCGAUGAAGGAAGAAAGGUCUUAAGUAAUUUGAAUCGAGAAAAAGACCUGCUUCAAAAAGAGCUCAGAGAGAGUGAACGCACUUGCACGGAUAUACAAUUCACUUUGGACAAAAUUAACAGAGAAAAAGAAAGAGAUAAAAUCCAGCUUCGACAAAAAGAGAUGGAGGCUUCAGCUAAAGGACAAGCGUUAGAUAAAAUUGAAUCAGAUUUGAGGAAAGUAAGAGAAGAGUUAAAGAGAAAAGAGACGACUUUAGCUGACAAGGAGCGCGCGUUAGAAAGAACCGAGAGGUUGAAACGACAAGCUGACGAAGAAAGAAGAAGUAUUGAAAAACGUUUUGAAACUGAGAGGCAAAAUUUGCAAGACAGUUUAACAAGACUUCGAGAAGAAAAACGGACUUGCGAGGACCGUUUGCGACGGCUCGAAGCAAGUCAACAAGCGCAGGAACGAACGGUACAGAAUCUAGAAGCUGAUAGGAACCGUGCGAAGCGUUCUGCUGACAUCCUAAGAAAAGAUCAACCGUGGAUGAUUACAAGAGAUGAAAUUAUCCUGACCGAUAGAGUUCUCGGUACUGGGGCCUGGGGAAAGGUUUACGAGGGCAACUUCCGUGGAAUGAAAGUAGCGGUUAAAGAACUCCACGAAAUCAUCCAAUCAGUGCACAAUAAACUCUUAUUUGAUCGAGAAAUCACAUUCGCUACCUUAGUACGCCAUCCCUGUAUUCUACAAUUUCUGGGAGUAGCAGACUAUCGAUCUAACAGCCCGCUAUUGGUUACUGAGUUAAUGGACAUGUCACUAUUUCAGCUCCUAACACGUGAUAAAGUACUGGAGCCGAGUCACGUGAUCACGCUUGGUCAAGACGUAGCUUAUGGGCUGAAUUAUUUACAUUGCUUUCGUCCUCGUCCAAUCAUUCAUCGUGACGUGAAUCCAGGGAAUGUGAUGGUGUGGCGUCAAGGAAAUGUUUGGCGCGCGAAGCUGUGUGAUUUUGGGUCAGCGGAUUUUGARAGUGGGAACAUGUCAAUCAAUCCGGGAAAUCCUUUCUACUCAGCACCGGAAGUGCUCUCACCAAGACAGACAGUUAAGGUAAGUAAAUGCUAGUAUUCCUCUUCACAG